Pseudovirgaria hyperparasitica is the source of this 1755-nucleotide messenger RNA. RefSeq names its product putative carboxypeptidase 2. Gene Ontology annotation, biological process: proteolysis. Lineage: Eukaryota; Fungi; Ascomycota; Dothideomycetes; Acrospermales; Acrospermaceae. Gene Ontology annotation, molecular function: serine-type carboxypeptidase activity. The transcript has 4 exons. The record is from RefSeq and is a predicted model, not a curated record. Gene Ontology annotation, cellular component: fungal-type vacuole. Bases 1 to 1755 code for a protein of 584 amino acids.
AUGAUGAUGGUCAUAUCCCUUGUCGCUCUUGUGCUUUCAAUUGGAGCUGUCGGACAAUUCGUACCGGCCCCGACAGAUCUCACCACUAAACAGGGAUACGCUGGGGUCAGCGUUCGCUACAAAGAGGUACCUGUCGGUAUCUGCGAAACAAGAUCGUAUGUCAAGAGCUAUGCCGGUUAUGCAGAUGUUGCCAAAGACCAACAUAUAUUCUUUUGGUUCUUCGAGGCACGCAACAUUGACCCGGAAGAGGCACCCUUGACCAUUUGGAUCAACGGAGGCCCUGGUUCGAGUUCUAUGAUCGGCCUUUUCCAGGAAAAUGGACCUUGUGGUAUUGACCAAUCUGGUGCUGUGGUGGACAAUCCUUACUCUUGGUCGAAUGUCUCUAAUAUGUUGUAUAUUGAUCAGCCCACUCAGACUGGCUUCUCUUACUCCAUACCAGUUCCAGGGUAUCUUAACCCUAAUACUGAUAGAUUCAUUGUCUUAGACAGUACAGUGUGUCCAGAAGGCAUCACAACCUGUGGCACAUAUUCGCUGCCGGAUCGAGCCUUAACCGCGACUUCAACUGCAAGUGCUGCACCGAACUUCUACUUAACACUACAAGGCUUCAUGGGUGCAUUCCCACAAUACUCUGGAAAUGACAUACACUUCGCUUCCGAGAGCUAUGGUGGUCAUUACGGCCCGAUCUUCAAUGACUAUAUCCUCAAGAAGAACAGAGAGGCGAAGGCUGGUACUAAACGUAUUGACCUGAAGUCUGUGCUCAUUGGCAAUGGAUGGUUCGAUCCCAUUGUACAAUACCCUGCGCAGUUUAACAUGACGGUCUUCCCUGGCAACACGUACGAUCAUUUCCCAUUCGACGUAUCGAUCGAGGCUUUAAUGCAUGACAACACCUACGGACCUGGAAACUGUGUCGAAAAGGAGAAGACGUGCUACGCGUCCGGUGCAGAUGAAGACUGCAUCGAUGCCGACGAGUAUUGCUACAUAAAUGUGGAGAAUAUGCUCGACGAUUACGCCGACCGUGACGGAUACGACAUCCGUUACCUCACUCCAGAUCCAUUCCCGUACGAGUAUUACAUUGACUACCUCAACACACCUCAUGUCCAGUCUGCUAUCGGGGCAUUCCAGAACUUUUCAGAAGGCUCUGAAACUGUGGCUGAAGCAUUCGGUACUACUGGUGAUAAUGGCCGCGAGUCCGACACUAUUCAUGGCAUCCAGAGCCUACUUUGGCAAGGCGUGCAGGUGUCACUUUAUUUUGGUGAUGCUGACUACGUGUGUAAUUGGCUCGGCGGCCAAGUUGUCGCAGACAAGGUCAACGCGCCAGGCUACUCCGCGGCCGGUUUCGUCGAUAUACAAACGUCCGACGGUAUCACGCAUGGCCAGGUCAGGCAAGCGGGCAUAUUCUCGUUCGUUCGGAUCUACGAAGCAGGGCAUGGGGUGCCGUUCUAUCAACCUCUCGCGGCGUUGGAGUUCUUCGAGCGUGCGAUUGGUUGGACGGAUAUCGCCACAGGAUCGCACAACCUCUGGCCCAGGUAUAUCACCAGGGGUACAGAGAAGAGUACGUACCGUGAGGGAUGGGGCACAGUACAGACAGAGGUUACGCCUGAUGGGAGUACGUAUAAUACAAUGACAAAUACGCCAAAUCCGCCGGUGGAAAGAAGGAGUCUCAAUGCGCAAAAGAAGAGGGGGCUUUUGAGGAAGCCAAAGCCCGCGAGUGCAAAGAAGGAGCAUGUGAGGGCCACUGAGAAGCCCGAUAGUUGA